AGCUAGUUUAACAAAACAAUAAUUAAUCCCAUUUGAAUUGAAAACAUUUUGGUCCUUUGAAACAUCCUACCGAAGUUUUAUCAAAUUUUUUAAAUGCAGAUGGACAUCUAAAGUACAUAUACAAAUCAUUUUUUCAUGUAAAUACAUAGAUUAAAGACAAUGGAUGCGUCGCGGUUGUUAUUAAUAUUUUACUUGCAAAAAUACUGAAGGUUAAAAAAAAACAAGUUUUCGGUUACCACAUAAUAUAGUUGAUCUUGAGAGAGUUAUGUCAAUACUAAAGAAGAAGUCAGUAACAACUAACGUGUGGACAAUUUAAUAUUACAAUCCUUAAUUUUGUUAUUAUAAUUAUUUUGGAUUUCUACACAUAAGAUGUAUUUAGACGGACAGCACGGCUUGAUGGUUUACACAGAAGAAGACAAGCAGGCAGUAAAAAAAGAAAUAGGAUUAAAAGAUAGUGUUCUGGAAGAAGAUAUCGAUGCAAUAUUGGAGUGGUUUCGGAAGGAACCACAUCUAGCUGACGCGCCGAUAGAACGACAUUUAAUUGAGAAAUUUCUAGUCGUUGCAAAAGGUUCUCGUGAGAAAACAAAAAAACGAAUUGAUAAUUUUUACAAGUAUAGAGCUCUCGCACCGGAACUGAUACAAACUAGGAUUGACGCACUCACACAGCCGGACAAACUGUGGACAUUUUUCCGUCAAGCGAUUAUUCCAAAAUUAUAUGAUGGGAAAAGAAUAACAAUAGUUGGGUUUAGCGGUGACGCGUCCGCUUUUGAUACUGAAGUUAUGUAUAGAAAUAUUAUACUUACGGUUGACUUACGUUUAAAGUAUGACUACAUGUUUAGUGAUAUUUGGGUAGUGGAUUUGAACAACACUGGUCUUGGACAUUUGUUGCGUGUGAAUCCUGUUAUACUUCAGAAGGCGGUCAAUUUGUAUCAGGAAAGUGUUGGAAUAAGAGUGAAACACAUACAUUGUGUGAACGCACCGGUAUUCAGUCACCACGUUGUAAACUUCAUGAAGAAAUUCGUCAAAGCAAAGAUGAUUGACCGUGUUAUAAUUCACGAUACAAUGGAGAGCUUGCACAAGUAUGUGCCAAAGGAGUACCUUCCAAAAGACUAUGGUGGAGAUUUGCCUACACUUGUUGAAUUUGCUGAGAGUUUGAACAAAGAAGUGAAAAAAGAGAAGAUUAAAGAAGUACUUUUAGAUUACUGUAAACUAGUUUCCGACGAAAGCAAGAGACCUCGAGAUAAAUAUGACGAAGAUUGUAUUGUGGGUUCAUUUAAAAAAUUGGAUUUUGAUUGAAUUAUUUAAAUGUAUGGGUGUUAGAGUAAAUUUCUUAGAAUGUAUUAAAUUAUAUCAAGUCUUUAAGAUUUACAGAUUAAGAAUAAAAGUUAUCAUAUGUAGUUUUAAUACAUAACUAUUUAUUUAACUUAAAGUGUACUCUGUGAUUUAUUACAUUUCUUCUGAAUCAAACAGUGAAAAUAAAUGAAGAUCGUAAAAAUUACCACAAUUGGCUGACAUUAACGCACUGAUCUAUACUUAAAGGAUAGGUUGCUUGGAAAUGAUAGCUUUUGAGUCGUUCUGUUGCUGGUAGUUUAAUCUAUAUUUUAU
This is a messenger RNA of Papilio polytes (common Mormon), 1605 nucleotides long. RefSeq names its product alpha-tocopherol transfer protein-like. Gene Ontology annotation, molecular function: phosphatidylinositol bisphosphate binding. The transcript has 7 exons. The coding region runs from base 370 to 1296 and encodes 308 amino acids. NCBI's taxonomy places the organism in Eukaryota, Metazoa, Arthropoda, Insecta, Lepidoptera, Papilionidae. Gene Ontology annotation, cellular component: membrane. The record is from RefSeq and is a predicted model, not a curated record.